AAGUCAAACAUUUGAAAAAUUUUGUAUGUUGUUUACUACUCUUGGUUAAAAAUAACUGUUAUACACAAGCAUAGUUUUUUUUUGUGAAAAGUAACCAGAGAAUCAAUGUUUACUUUGCUUAGCAACGCGUUUGUUUAUAUGUACCUUAUUCUAUCUUUGAAAAUAAAAUUAAAAAAUAUACUUAUAUUUAUAUUUAGCAUAAAAUUUAUGGAGAAAAAAUAAACAACAUAUAAAACUACUAAAUACAAAAAGAGAAAAUGACAGAGGGCGAUAAUUCCAAUGCACUUUACGAUAUCAUACGGAAGGAACUGAAUUCAAUUAUUAAUGAAAAUAGUGCUUCACAACCAGAUGAUUCUAAAAAGGCUAUAAAAUUGGAUGGCAAUGAUGGCACACAUUCACAGCUACAGAAGUCCGCGGAGGCUGCGGAUGAUGGUGAUAUCAUCACGAAGACACCAACUCCGGUGGAACAUUUGUCAACUAUGCUUUCUAGCAAAAUUUUGCAGCUACCUUCCAAUGAAUCUCAAAGUGCAAUUAUUGACACCGACCUACAAAAGAUGCGUUACGAUUUACAACAAAGUUACGAGCUUUUUCAGACUAUGGGCGAACGAUUCCAAGCUAUCAAUUUUAGUUCACUCAAAAAUCGCAUUAAAGAUAUGAAUCUUAGUAAACAAGAUCGUACAGCAAAGUUAAACGAAGAAAUGAAGGAUAUAUUAGAAAAACAUUACAAUAAUAAUUCACUAAAUAGUUUGACAGCUGAAAUGGGUGAAAAAUUCCAAAAUCAUCCUGGCGAAUUCGGAAAUAUACCGGAAUUGAGUGAAUUUUUCCAAACUUGCUCGCAGUUACAACAUGGUUUAGAGCAACUAAAGCGUCAACGUAAUUCCAUUAGUGAAAUGACAAAACGCCUUUCCAAUGCUACAGAAGCCUCAUAUACACGUAUAGAUCAUAUUUAUAACAUAAUGAAAUCUACACAUUCAGGACAGAGCCGAAACCUCACAGAAUAUCAACAAAUUACCUAGUUUAGAUCUGGCUUGCUUCCAAAUAUUUUGGUAUAUGUUUAGUUCAAAAAUUCUAGUUGAUCUAAACCGAUUAUUUUUUUAAGGUUUGAAGAAGUACCACAUACAUAGAUUGAAGAAAUAUGUUUGCACUCUGACUUUUAUAUAUGUAUGUAAAUGUAUGUACAUACUUUGCUGGAAUACUUUCACAUGCCCCAUGCAUUGUUUAACUUAUCAGAUACACGUUAAAAGAACUUUUGUCAUAUUUAUGUAUGUUUCCGAAUAAUCAAGAUGAAGCUGACUCAUCUUCUUAGCAAUUAGACAUGUAUCUAUAAAACUGAUAAUUUUACUGAUACCAUGAUAGCAUACGACAAUAAAAAAUAUUUGCUCAAUGUUUACCUAA
This is a messenger RNA of Bactrocera neohumeralis, 1395 nucleotides long. RefSeq lists its product as uncharacterized. The transcript has 2 exons. NCBI's taxonomy places the organism in Eukaryota, Metazoa, Arthropoda, Insecta, Diptera, Tephritidae. The coding region runs from base 258 to 1016 and encodes 252 amino acids. The record is from RefSeq and is a predicted model, not a curated record.